AAAGCCAAGACAACUUCUUCUGGCCCUGGCAGCCCUCAUCAUCAGUGGAAACUCAACAAGUGCUUCCCGGCAGCUCAACAUGUCUCCUAAACUCAACACGUAUUGGCUCUCUGCUGUGAUGCUGUGCGCUCUGCUGCUGUGCGCCCUCGGAGCUCCGGUUGGAGACUCACCCACCGACAGCCCGGAAGCCGGUGACACCUCAGGUGAAGAGGAAGUGGAGCCCAACGACCUACUUAACAACUCCGAGGUCUGGGAUCUGAUCCUUGGAGCAACCAAACGUCACGAAAACGAGUUUGAAAAUGAAUUCCACAAUCAGGUGAAAUAUGAAUUUCUGGAUGAGUACAAAAUCUCCUCACUUCCAGAGCGCUGCCCUUACACCAACUUCACCAAGGAGGAUUGUCUUAAAAGGUUGGUCCAAGGUGUGCAGAUCUACACAGUUCUUCUCAGGCACGUGGAGAAGGAGUACCCCAACAGCUUGAUCUGCGCUGAGGUCAAAUCCAACAGCGGCCGACUGAUUAACGUGAUCAAACACAAAAUGAAGAACCCUGAGCAGGUGACGGCGCUGACCAGCAGCCAGGAAGUGCAGCUGCUGAAGGACCUCGACAACCCCAACACCUUCCACAGAAAGAUGACUGCACACAACAUUCUGCGCCAGCUCCACUACUUCCUCCUGAAGGGCAAGCGAGCGAUUGCUAAGAGAGAGAGAAGCAGAGGAAGUACGGCCAAAGAGGGUUUGGGCAUCUUUCAGAUCCUAUAACCGAAGAUAUUUAAAAUCAGUAGAGAGGGAAUACCUCAGGGAUAAACGGUGCUGUUCUCAAAAAUCAAGUUGGUUUUUCAGUGUGUAUGUAUAGUGGCCAUCUAUAAUAGUAUAACACUUUAAGGCCUCAGGGCCUGUAUUGCCCACUAUUCUAACAUUUAUUUUAUUUAUUUAUACUUUGGGGGAAAGUGUUAUUUAUUAGUCAUUGUAAAAUUCAUGAUUGUAGGUUUCUUGCACUAAAGUUAUUUAUGAAUAUAAGUUAUUUGAGGUUGAUGAAUUGAUAGAGUGUGAUUUUACUUCAGCACCAUUGAUGGCGCUGCUUUUCAGGCCAAAUUUGUAUCAUUCACUUUUAUAAACAAUGAUUUUAUACUUACAGUACUUUUAAUUAUUUAUUUACAACUAUUAAACUCAAUUUGCUGUGGAUUUAAUUACAAUGCAAUUAGCCGUCUGUUUUUUGAACGCACACAAUAAA
Eleginops maclovinus (Patagonian blennie) is the source of this 1229-nucleotide messenger RNA. RefSeq names its product interleukin-6-like. Gene Ontology annotation, biological process: T-helper 17 cell lineage commitment; immune response. Gene Ontology annotation, molecular function: interleukin-6 receptor binding; cytokine activity. The record is from RefSeq and is a predicted model, not a curated record. Lineage: Eukaryota; Metazoa; Chordata; Actinopteri; Perciformes; Eleginopidae. The coding region runs from base 80 to 757 and encodes 225 amino acids. Gene Ontology annotation, cellular component: extracellular region. The transcript has 5 exons.